AUGCCUCAGGUCGUUACCGGAACGCUAUCUGCAUUCAACGGCGUCAAGUUUCUCUGUACCUUCACGAUCAAGGACGCCGAUGGCACGGAGUAUGAGCACACGUACUCUGGAGUCUGGGAGCCAUCCGUUCCCGACUUCACGGUCCCCAAGCUUCAACUCGAGUACAAUAACCGCGACCAGCUGAACGCUGCCCACGAGAUCUCAGGUCAUGUUGGAAAGGACGACGUGGUCCUGACCAUCAAGAACGGGCCCAAGCUCACCGGCUCUCUCCUGCAUGAGGUCGAUGUUGAGAUCGCCGUUAAGGGCAAUGGCGCCUGGGACAAGAACUAA
Molecule: messenger RNA, 330 nt
Organism: Peniophora sp. CBMAI 1063
Lineage: Eukaryota; Fungi; Basidiomycota; Agaricomycetes; Russulales; Peniophoraceae
Source: the annotation of a GenBank genome assembly